UCAUAUCGGAAAUGUCCGUUCUCAAUUGUGUCCCCCUUUUCCUCGUGUAGCGGCUUGUUGAGCGUUUCCAAGUCAGAGCUGUGGACUAGGUUACCGUCGCAAUGGCCUCGACUGGUGGCACUUUGGACUCCCCUGUGAAGCAGAUCCAGAUCGAUGGUUUGGUGGUGCUGAAGAUCAUCAAGCACUACGAAGAGGGCCAGAGCAGCGAGGUGGUUCAGGGCGUCCUCCUGGGCCUGGUGGUUGAUGAUCGGCUGGAGAUCACCAACUGUUUCCCCUUCCCGCAGCAUACUGAGGAUGAUGCCGACUUUGAUGAAGUCCAGUACCAGAUGGAGAUGAUGCGCUCUCUGCGUCACGUCAACAUCGACCAUCUGCACGUCGGCUGGUACCAGUCCACCUACUACGGCUCCUUUGUCAGCCGAGCCUUGCUGGACUCCCAGUUCAGCUACCAGCAUGCCAUCGAGGAGUCGGUGGUGCUCAUCUACGACCCUAUAAAGACGGCCCAAGGCUCGCUGUCUCUGAAGGCCUACAGGCUCACGCCCAAACUCAUGGAGAUCUGCAAAGAGAAAGAUUUCACACCUGAAGGAUUGAAGAAGGCUAACAUUGGCUUUGAUCACAUGUUCGAGGAGGUGCCCAUUGUCAUCAAAAACUCUCACCUGAUCAACGUGCUGAUGUGGGAGCUGGAGGACAAGUCCACAGUCGCCGACAAACACGAACUCCUCAGUCUAUCCAGCAGCAACCAUUUGGAGAAAAGCCUUCAGCUCUUGAUGGACAGGGUGGAUGACAUGAACCAAGACAUAGUCAAGUACAACACCUACAGCCGCAAUGUGAGCAAGCAGCAGCAGCAGAAGCACCAGUACGUCCAGAGGCGACAGCAGGAGAACGCCCAGCGAGAGAGCAGAGGAGAAGCAGCCUUGCCGGAGGAGGACAUUAGCAAAAUGUUCAAGCCCCCCCAGGCGCCACCUCGCAUGGACACGCUACUUAUUGCAGGGCAAAUUAACAACUACUGCCAGAACGUGAAGGAAUUCACCUCUCAGAACCUUGGGAAGCUGUUCAUGGCGGAGGCUCUCCAAGGCCACAACUAGAUGAGACAACGGAGAGAAGAGGGCAGGCCCCACACAGCAAAAAAGGAAUCCCAGAGCCAGCCGGAGUGCUGCUGUUGCCAGCUGGAGAAUUGAUUCCUUUUCUGUACGCAAUUUAGUGAAAUAAAAUGGAUUGAGCGAG
Syngnathus typhle (broad-nosed pipefish) is the source of this 1221-nucleotide messenger RNA. Its product is annotated as eukaryotic translation initiation factor 3 subunit H. The transcript is spliced from 8 exons. Gene Ontology annotation, molecular function: metallopeptidase activity; translation initiation factor activity; protein binding. NCBI's taxonomy places the organism in Eukaryota, Metazoa, Chordata, Actinopteri, Syngnathiformes, Syngnathidae. The record is from RefSeq and is a predicted model, not a curated record. Bases 102 to 1082 code for a protein of 326 amino acids. Gene Ontology annotation, cellular component: cytosol; eukaryotic translation initiation factor 3 complex; cytoplasm.